Messenger RNA from Microbotryum saponariae, 1951 nucleotides. The record is from the annotation of a GenBank genome assembly. NCBI's taxonomy places the organism in Eukaryota, Fungi, Basidiomycota, Microbotryomycetes, Microbotryales, Microbotryaceae.
AUGAGUGAAGGAGGUGCUUUCCGCAAACUGGUGCGCUCGUUGAGUCGCAGCAACAAGGACAAUGACCGCCACCGCAACAAGACGCCUUCGCCUCCUCUCGGCUCGGUUCCCCUGCCGUCCACCUCGAUCGACCGACCCGAACGGACCUCGUCCCGUCACAACGCCAAGCCUUCGGGCGGCGGAGCACGAUCACCAGGCUUCAACAACCUCAGUACCAGUCCUGCCCCGGGUACGUACAGCCUUAAACCCCCUGCGUUGGCUGGCCGUCGCGCGAUCGCAUCGCUCCUUGUCGUGGAUGGGCGGACGCGGCGGGGCAGGGCGGCGGGGUAUUGAUCGGGAGACGGCUCACGUGCCGCGUGUCGCUUGGCUCGCUGCGCUUGCCCAGCCUCGGAGCUGGAGUCGGAAUUCAAACGCGGAGGACGGGUCCUGGGAUGGAUUUGCGCGGGAUCAGAGCGAUCCUAUGAUGCAGCUCCUUCGAGGGGGAAGGUUCAUGCUGCUACCAACGGCUCGGCUUGUUCGGCGCGGUGCUGCUCCAACCGUCCGGGCCAUGGGCGUUCACCCCGCGCUCCGAGGCUUCGUCGCUGAUGGCUUCUCGCCUGUCCUUCACCUCUUCGCAGAUUCCUACUUCCCUCAACCUCCUGCUCAGACAAUCCACGACAGCGAAGCGAACGGUCGAGCCCGUCAUCCCGACUCUCGCGGGGCUCGGUGAGUUCCGAGCUGAAUCUUCCUCACGAAUUGCAAGGUCUCACUGGAGCCAACUCAAACUAAAGGUGUUACGUCGUUGCUUUACUUUAACUUGUAGAGCCAAUGAUAUUGGACAAGGAACUCACGGUAUGGCCGCACCUGGCGUUGCCUUCGCGCCCUCCACGACGGGUGCGAGCCGUCUUCGACCCGACUCGGAACUCGCAGGCUGGAACCCGCCGCCGCGUCGAACGCAAUCGCAACGAGCACCCCGCGGUACCAACAACUCGGAUUCGAACCGUCAUCGAGCUGGAUCGGCGAGUCAGGCCAAUGCGAUGCCACCACCACCUCCGUUCUCCGAGAACAAUGGAGGACGCCCGCGCGACCCCUCCCCUCUGCCCCUGGGCGACCGUGAAGGCGUAUCUUUGCAGGAUCAGCCAUUGACUCGAUCGACGAGUGUGAAGCGAGUCGCGAGCGCGGUCAAAAAGGCCGUCUUUGCCCCCGUCGCUAAACAAGAUGGCGAGAAGCGCGUCAUAAUCCUCGUUGCGGACGGAUCCGAAGAGAUCGAGGUCAUGACCAUCUUUGACGUGUUGGUUCGAGCCUCGUUGGGGCCUACGAUCGUCUCUCUAUCGCCUCAAUUCUCGCCAUCCCAGUCUUUGCCCUACAUCACCUUGUCCCGAGGCGCACGGAUGUUGGCUGAUACCAAGUUCGAAACUCUCAAGCAGGAGCACAAGGACGAUUUUGACGCCAUCGUAAGUGCAGGACGAGAUCUGCUGUGGUGAGGACGAGCACCUCAUUCAGGUGCUGACUACCUCUCCUCCUGUGACCACCACUGGUAGAUCAUCCCCGGAGGUGCCAAGGGAGCGGACCGCUUGUCAUCCUCUCGCGAGGUGCAGACCUUGAUUCGAUCUUUUUACGACCAGGGCAAGCUCGUCGGCAUGAUCUGCGCCGGAUCUCUCGCGGCCAAGACGUCCGGGAUCGCCGGUGGUCAACGCAUCACCAGUCAUCCGAGCGUCAAAGGUGAUCUCGAGAAACGUGAGUACACGGUGGAGGUCCCACACGCAUGAGUCGUCUUGUAGUGGACCUGACGAAUGUGUUUUCUUCGUUCCACUGUCAAGACUACGACUAUGUCCAAGAUCGAGUCGUCGUUUCAGGCAAUCUCGUCACCUCUCGUGGACCUGGAACCGCCCUCGAGUGGGCUUUGACGAUCGUCAACAUCCUCGCCGGGAGCGCUAAGCGGAGCGAAGUAGAGGGCCCUCUGAUGAUGUGA